AAUUCAUUUCCUCUUCCAAAAAUCUUCAAAUUCUUUCUUCUUCCAAAUAUUUCCUAAUCUCCUCCAAAAAUCCUAAACACUAAAUAAUCCUCCUCCCUCAUUCGAAUAAUCCUCCCUCUAAUCCUACAAAGUGGUAUCAGAGCCCGGUUUCUUAAAUUUUCGAAAAAAAUCUUGAGAGAUUAAAGAGAGUUGUGAGAAGUAAUGGCGACUACAAGCUAUCAAUAUCCCCGUCUAACAAAGACGAACUAUGAAAAAUGGUGCUUACGAAUGAAGGCUUUGCUCGACUACAACGAAGUUUGGGAGAUUGUGGAGAAAGGGUACGAGAAAACCGAAGAUGAGGAGUCUUUAUCGCAACCCCAAAUGAAGGCUUUGUCCGAGUCAAGGAAGAAGGAUAAGCACACUCUCACUCUCAUUCAUCAAUGUUUGGAUGACGAGUUACUCGACAAAGUCUCUCAUGCCACUACGUCAAAUGAGAUCACGAGGAGCACGAGUAGCACGUUUGAGGCGACGAAGACUUCAAGAGACAACAUCGUUGAAAUGACGCCACGACGUGCUCAGUCUACGACGGGAGACAACAAUAUCCCCAACUAUGUUCCCCAAGCUGCGGAAUUUAGGAAAUUUCAGGAGGAGAUACGAAAUGAAUUCCGUGCAUUCCAGGAGACCAUGAUACAAACCUUGAUGGCACAUCUCCCACCUCCACCCCCAGCGCGAGGUCCGGAACCUAGGGAGGAAGACCUACCUCCGCCACCACCUGCACCGGCAGCGAUAGGAGACUACCUACCUAUUGUUCGGGAAUUACGGGCCAUGCACACUCCAAGGUUUGGAGGAUCACUGGAUCCCGAGGCUGCAGAAGAAUAA
Tarenaya hassleriana is the source of this 858-nucleotide messenger RNA. RefSeq lists its product as uncharacterized. Lineage: Eukaryota; Viridiplantae; Streptophyta; Magnoliopsida; Brassicales; Cleomaceae. The record is from RefSeq and is a predicted model, not a curated record. The transcript has 3 exons. Bases 202 to 858 code for a protein of 218 amino acids.